Trematomus bernacchii (emerald rockcod) is the source of this 3884-nucleotide messenger RNA. It is a transcript of the gene col21a1, whose product is annotated as collagen, type XXI, alpha 1. The transcript has 29 exons. The record is from RefSeq and is a predicted model, not a curated record. Lineage: Eukaryota; Metazoa; Chordata; Actinopteri; Perciformes; Nototheniidae. The coding region runs from base 172 to 3048 and encodes 958 amino acids.
GCAGGCUUUCAUUCAGCAGAGAAACAUGUGCACUGCUCUCCUAAUUCACUCUCUGUAAACCCAGGGCUCUGAGCAGUAUUGAUCACUGGCACUCAAUGAGAGGAUUAACAGGAUUCCACACAAGGCUUGGACACUAACUGGUGCACAAUUGGAACUUGGUACUGCUGCAUAAUGGGUUACAAAGCGACAUCCAUGCAUUGUGUCUUAAGAUGCCUGUGCUUCAUGCUUCUCCAUUUGUUUAGUGCAGCUCAAGAUGAAGACAUAAGAAGUUGUAGGACCGCACCAUGUGAUUUGGUCUUUAUUCUAGACGGCUCUUGGAGUGUAGAAGAUGUCAAUUUUGAACUAAUUAAGCUUUGGCUCGUCAACAUAACAUCCAGCUUCAACAUUGGACAGAAGUUUACCCAGGUUGGAGUUGUCCAGUACAGCGAUGACCCCCUCAUAGAAAUACCUCUGGGGAAGCAUUUCUCCAGCAAAGACCUCAUCAAAGCGAUGGAGUCCAUUGAUUACAUGGGGGGAAAUACUAGGACUGGGACGGCCAUUAAGUUUGCUACAGACAAAGUGUUCGGCCUGUCUGAGCGUGGCCCUUCAGGUAUUUCCAGGAUUGCUGUUGUUCUCACAGAUGGGAAGUCUCAAGAUGAGGUUUUGAAGGCAGCAGAGGCAGCGAGGAAAAAAGGAGUCAUUCUGUUUGCAAUCGGUGUUGGGACAGAGACAGAAGCGGCCGAGUUGAACGACAUUGCAAACAAGCCAUAUGCAAAAUAUGUCUUCUCGGUUGAGGACUACAAAGGUAUUUCCAGGAUCAUACAGAUCAUACGACAAAAACUCUGUGAAGAGACUGUUUGUCCAGCCAAAAUCCCCACAGACUCCCGUGAAGAGAAGGGUUUUGAUAUUCUGUUACAUUUAAAUUUGGCUAAAAAAGCAAAGAAGACUAAAGGGGCAUAUUCCGGCACCAAGGCCUAUCAAGUGACAUCUCGCGUCGACUUGAGUGAAGCUACACGGACCCUUUUUCCCGAUGGCCUGCCUCCGUCAUACGUUUUUGUGGCCACACUGAGGUAUACAGGAGCGGUGGCCAUGGAGGAAUGGGAUGUGUGGAGAAUACAGACGCGUGAUGGGAAACCUCAGAUGGCGGUGACUUUAAAUGGAGUUCAGUUCACAGUCAUGUUCACCACAACCAGUGAGGCACCCAGUGGAAUUCAAACAGUGACAUUUUCACAUCAAACAGAAAGGCUGUUUGAUGAGAACUGGCACCAGCUGCGUCUGCUGGUCACCGAGGAGGAUGUCACUCUUUAUGUUGAUGACCUGGUAAUUGAUACCCAAACCUUGGAGCCCCCUGUUGGUAUUUUCAUCAAUGGAAAAACACAAGUCGGAAAAUAUGUCAGCAAGGAAACAACAGUGCCGUUUGAACUCCAGAAACUUCGCAUCUACUGUGACCCUGAGCAGAAUAACCGCGAGACUGCAUGUGAAAUACCGGGUGUCUGCUACACUCCCGAUGACGUUGAACCAACUCAGGAACCUUGUGUUUGUCCUCCUGGAUCCCCUGGAACACCAGGAAUAAAGGGGGAACAAGGAAACUCUGGCAAAGCUGGUCAGCCUGGACCUGCUGGUGCUGAUGGUAAGCCUGGUAUCCCCGGGAUUAGAGGAAGUACAGGGCUACCAGGUCCAACAGGAGUAGAGGGUGCUCGUGGGUCAGAUGGGUACAAAGGCGAGCAAGGAAGGCCAGGUGUUUCGGGGGAGAGAGGUGUGUCUGGAUUACAAGGACUGCCUGGACAACAAGGAAAGAAGGGUUCAAUAGGAUUAACAGGAAUUGCAGGGUUACCUGGAAAAGCUGGGCAACUGGGAGAAAAGGGAAGUUCGGGACCUCCUGGGCCGCCAGGUUUUCUAGGAGAACCUGGUCUACCUGGAAGAAAUGGAAAGGACGGAUUUCCAGGGAAACAUGGUCAAAAGGGAGAAGCUGGAACUGGUGGGAUACCUGGUGUUGAUGGAAGGGAAGGCCAUCCAGGUAUGCCUGGAUUGCCAGGAAUUGCAGGCUUAAAUGGACAAAAGGGGGAAGCUGGUUUGCCUGGAUCCAGGGGCUUCAGCGGAUCUACUGGACCUUCUGGUGAAAUGGGUUUACCUGGUGCACCUGGUUUAAAAGGACCAAUUGGACCUAAGGGGAAUAAGGGUGAAAGUGGAAGUCCAGGUAUACAAGGAACACCAGGGCCUGUGGGGAGCGCAGGAGAACCGGGGAGAGCAGGGCAGCUGGGACACCCCGGCAUGCCAGGCCUCAUGGGCAGCAAGGGUCAAAGAGGAAGUGCAGGUGACAGAGGACAGGCGGGAAUUACCGGUGGAAAAGGAGAGCAGGGUCGGCCAGGGGAACCCGGCUCCACUGGUUCAAUGGGACUUAAAGGAGAGAAAGGGACAACAGGAGAUGCUGGGCAGAGAGGUCAAGAAGGUCAUGUGGGACGGCCCGGACAAUCAGGCCAGUCGGGCCUACCCGGCGCCAGAGGGCUGCCAGGGGACAGUGGUCCAGCUGGCCCACCAGGACCUGAAGGAAGACCUGCAAGUCAAAUGUCGGACAAUCACAUUCGGCAAAUCUGCAGAGAGAUCCUUCAGUCUGAGCUGCCUAUAUUAAUGGUGAGCAAGAAGCAGAGUAGCUGUACAAGAUGUCAAAGCCGGCCUGGAUCUCCUGGUCCUCCAGGGCCAACUGGGCUCCAGGGACUCCGGGGUCCUUCUGGUCUUAGUGGCUCCAGGGGACAGCUAGGCCACCCUGGUCGGCCAGGGCACCUUGGUCUUAAUGGGUUGAAAGGAGAACAAGGUUAUAAGGGUGAGAAAGGGAGCCCGGGUCGAACCACCAAUGGAGACCAAGGGCCACCAGGGCCUCCAGGUCCAAUGGGUCCCCAUGGGUACGGUAAGCCAGGUACUCCGGGUGAGACUGCAUCUCCUGGUCUGAACGGAGCAGAGGGCAAAAGUGGUAAUCCUGGCAUCCCCGGUCAGCCUGGGGUGUGUGAUCCAUCCAUGUGCUAUGGUAGCAUGAUGAGGCGGAAUCCUUACGGCAAAGGGCCAAACUAUUGACGUGAUGCAGCGUCACUGCAGGCGACAGUCUCCAGCUGAUGUAGAACAGUCAUUCUCAGGAAGAUCUCAUGAUUACAGUUUCUCUAUCACGGAAACAAAACGGACCUCUGCUAACACCUUUUCUGUGAUCUCAGACAGUCAAAAGAACUAGAUCUUAUCACAUUUUCUGGCUUUAUUAUUCCCAUGUAUUUCAAGAUGCUUUUUUUGGUGUUAAGAUAAUUAAUAAUUGGCUCCUCCAUCUAAAACCUCUCAUCUGACCACCGUCCACUUCAUGUCUGACUGAAUCUGUCUCUAAGCAGUGUGCUUGGUGCAUUUCCCAUAUUGCCCCCUAGUGUUGCUUCAUUGUAUGUUGCUCUCUACAUUUUUACCACACAUACCACAUACAUCUUCUGUUAAAAAACCACACAACCUCUAUGAUCUACAAAUUCCAUGUUCAGUGAAUGAAUUGCCCAUAAAUGAUGUGUAAUUGGCAUGUUUCAAGACUGUGAUUUCCUGUAGCUGAGUGUGAGCUACCUGUGUUGCUAAAGCAUUCAGUGUGACUGUUAAGGACUUCAGCCUUUAGGAAAACCUUUUAUAACAGUUAAUAUUGUGUAUCACCCGAGAUGAAUGAAUACUUUUCCCCAUAUCACUCAUUUAAAUGUCCUUUUAUUCCAUUUAGGAAGUAAAACGUGUCAUCGCCACAGAGCAUGCCAACAUUUUACGUUGAAAUUUGUUGUUGUUUAUGUUUCCGAAGCUUACCUUACAUUACUGUAGCAGGUAUUUUAUUGUUAUUUAUAAAAAGAGACGUAACUGUGUAUUUCUACAUUGACAUGUCUUAAAAAGCUUUUGUAAUUGUA